Molecule: messenger RNA, 1456 nt
Organism: Coregonus clupeaformis (lake whitefish)
Lineage: Eukaryota; Metazoa; Chordata; Actinopteri; Salmoniformes; Salmonidae
Gene: ogfrl1
Product: opioid growth factor receptor-like 1
Exons: 7
Coding region: 275-1408 (377 amino acids)
Cellular component (GO): membrane
Molecular function (GO): opioid growth factor receptor activity
Source: RefSeq, a predicted model, not a curated record
UCUGACAUUGAUGAUCUCAGAGGUGACACUAGUUAACCCCUGUCCCUGAGUCGCGAAGCAAGUGAUGUCAUCUUUGGUCCUGAUUCUGUCACCCCGAACGCGGCACGCAUUGGGGGUGUGUUCACCACCGCCAGCAAAUCUGUGGAUUGGAAAUUCCCUCAGCCUGCCAUUUAAAAGCCACAAGCAAUCCGUGGCUCAGCAGGCCGACCGCACGGCAAAAUAUGUAGGCUAGAUGGACACAGAGGACGGCGGCGACUCGGUAUAGGUUUGUUAAAUGGGAAAUCUGAUGGGCAGUUUGCGCUACAAGGAGCCGAGCACUGUGGAAGAAUGCGACUCGACAUGGGAGUCGGACUCGGAAUGGGACGAGCAGCCGGGUGAUGAGGACAGCGGGAUAUCGGAGUGUGUCAGUCCGUCGGAGACAGGGAGAUGCGACGAACUAGUGGACAUGUCCGGGCAGCUCUCUCAGCUCUCUGACUCUGAAUCCAGCAACAAGAUGAAGAGGAGUCUUUAUGCUGCAAAGGAUCUUUACAAAUAUCGCCACAGCUACCCGAACUACAAGGAGCCCCGGUUACCUAAUGAGUACCGCAACCUUCGCUUCUACCUGAACAAGAUCCCUCUAAUACCAGAUGGUAUCUUCAUUGAGGAGAUCCUGACCAAAUGGAGAGGAGAUUAUGACAAACUGGAGCACAAUCACACCUACAUACAGUGGCUUUUCCCUCUGAGGGAGCAAGGGCUCAACUUCUAUGCUCAAGAACUCACUCAGGAGGAGAUCAAGGAAUUCCAAAGCACUCGGGAGGCCAAGCGGCGAUUCUUGCUGGCAUACACACUCAUGCUGGAUUUUUACGGAAUCAAACUCCUGGAUAAGAUUGGGAAUGUCACCCGAGCUUCCAACUGGCAAGAACGCUUCCAGCACCUCAAUGAGUCACAGCACAACUACCUGCGGAUCACACGCAUCCUCAAGUCUCUGGGUGAGCUCGGCUUCGAGGCCUUCAAGGCCCCCCUGGUGCAUCUGCUGCUGGACGAGGCUCUGUGUCGAGGCACCCUGCCCAACAUGCUGCACAGCAUCCUGGAGUACUAUGUCUACACCAUCCGCCUCCGCUCCCUCCGUCGCAGACUGCUCCGCUACGCCCACCAGCACUACCAGCCGGCCAACACCUUCCUCUGGGGGCCCCCAGCCAGGAGGAGAGGAGCUGGGGCUGGGCCAGGAGGCAGGGUGGCAGAACCCAUCCUGGAGAGGGAGAGGAGAGGAGGAGACCCCCAUAGGGCUCGGAGUCCAAUGACGAAGCAGGACUCAGUGGGAGGGGGGGAUGGGGGAGGAGAGGGGAAGGGAACCAAGGGCUGUACUGCCUCCACCAAAACCCUCCAGGAGGGGGUGAAGGGAGAGUACAUUGAGACUGUACCAUUGUAAGACUGGAGGGAUAAUAGUUGUGGGGAGAAGUGGUGUAUGUGUUGAGGG